Chrysemys picta bellii (western painted turtle) is the source of this 1731-nucleotide messenger RNA. Lineage: Eukaryota; Metazoa; Chordata; Testudines; Emydidae. The record is from RefSeq and is a predicted model, not a curated record.
AUGGCCUGCCAGAACGGAGGCACUCCUGUCGGCAUUCACUGCAUCUGCCCACCUGGGUAUUCUGGUGCCUGGUGCGAGAGCGAGAACACAGCCACAGCCUGCCAGAACGGUGCCACGGCACUGGGAAUGGAGUGCAUCUGUGCACUAGGAUACUGGGGUUCCUUGUGCGAGAAUGAGGACAGCACCGCUGUGUGCUUGAAUGGUGGCACGCCAGUUGGAACAGCAUGCAAAUGUCCACCUGACUACUGGGGAUUGCGGUGUGAAUGCAACAUCAUUAACAUCACCACUAAACCGCCUCUAAACAGCACCACGACUGAGGUGAACAGACCCACGACCUCUACAGCGACAACGACAAUGACAAACACUACGACCUCCACUGCAGCUACAACAACCCCUGCAACAACACACACUACAUCUACCACAACUGCAUCCACCACCUCCUCGACAACUGUACCCAACACAGCCACAACUGAUCCAACCACACUCACAACCACGUUCACUCUACCAACCACCACCUAUGCUGACAACACCACGCUCAACACCACUUCCACUGUACACACACCCACAUCCACUAACGUGAUUAGCCUAACCACCUCCACUGUACUGACCACCUCCACUGACAUAACUGCCCUAACCAUCACCUCCACAGUACCAACCACCUCCACUGACAUGACUAUCCUCUCCACUACCUCCACUGUACCCACUACCACUUCCACAGACACGACUCCACUCACCACCAACUCCACUGAACCCACUACCACCCCUGCUGAAACAGCAACACUCACCACCACCUCCACUGACAUGAUAACCCUCACCAACACUUUGCCUGUAGCCACUGCCACCUCUACUGACACAGCUACAAUCGCCAUCACCUCCACUGACACAGUGACCCUCACCACCACCUCCUCCGUACCCAAUAUCACCUCUACUGACACCAGUACCCUCACCACCAGUUCCACUUCCCCCACCUUGUCAACUGACACCAGGACCCUCACCACCACAACCACUAUGCCUACCAUAUCCACUCACACCACUACCCUCACAACCAACUCCAUUAUACCCACCACCACGUCUACUGAUACUUCUACCAUAACCACCAUCUCCAUUCCAUUCACUAACUCCACUUUACCUGACAUGACAUCCACAGACACGACUUCCCUCACCACCAGUUCCCCUGUACCCACCACCAACUCCACUUACAAGACUACCCUCACCACUGCUUCCAUCCAACUCACCACCACCACCACUGACAGGACUCCCCUCACAAGCACAUUCACUGUCCCCACCGCCACCUCUAUUGACACUACUAUGCUCACCACUGCAUCUAAUGUAGCUACCACAACCAACACUUACACGAGUACCCUCAGCACCACCUCCACCCAACCCACCACCACCUCCACUGACACAACAGCCCUUACUAUCACCUCCACUGUACUCACCACCUCCACUGAUAAGACAACCCUUACCACCACUUCCCCUGUACCCAGUUCCUCUUCUGAAAUGACUCCCCUCACCAUUAGCUCCACUGUACAUGCCACCAAAACCACUGACACGACUACACUCAGAACCACCCCCACUAUACCAACCACCAUCUCCACAGACACAAUUACCUUAAACAGCACCUCCAACCCACCCACCAGCACCACCACUGACAUAACUACACUCACCACCACCACCACUUUAACCACGACCAACUCCACUGACACAAAUUCACUCACCACCAAUUCCCCU